Molecule: messenger RNA, 2745 nt
Organism: Bolinopsis microptera
Lineage: Eukaryota; Metazoa; Ctenophora; Tentaculata; Lobata; Bolinopsidae
Exons: 9
Coding region: 272-1810 (512 amino acids)
Source: RefSeq, a predicted model, not a curated record
GUCCCACACCAAUUGUACAUGAGUCUUAAAUUUCUUGUUUCAUUGAAUCAUACAGUCGGCUAAGCCAGUUUCUCAUUCGUUCCCAUGAUGCCAGCUCUCGAUUCCUGAAAAUCAUUUCGGACUUGUGUCUUAAGCAUGGACUUCAAUUACUUCAUCAUAUUUUAUAACUAGUGUAACCCGGCCAGGAUUUCACUGCCGCAGUUAAAAAGGAAUAAUCUAAACAGUAAGUGUAACGACUAUCGACAGUGCUGCACAUCUAUUUCUAUUAAAGAUGAAGAUCUUGAUCUUGGUUCUGUUCGUGUUCGGUGGUACUCUAGCGGAACGGUAUUGCUUUCCUGCAACUGAUACUACGUUUUUACAGGAAUCAUUUCAGUACCAUUUUACGAAGGAUGCUAGCAGCUUGUAUGAUAUUAUGAAGGAAGUGGCUGCUCUUCCGGAUAGCUCAGUUAUGACGGAUGACUCAUCUGCAGCUUUCGGCAACAAAUUCCAAAUCGCAUAUGACUUGUCUGUUGCGGCGCUGACACUCAAGAUUGGAGAAGGACGUAAGACGGGCAAGACUAGCCACGAAGUAUCCACUUUUAGUACUGAUAAUGGAUAUGAUGUUAAAACUGUACGCAUGGUAGCUAUGUUCACGGAUUCGCAUGAGUAUCAGAUGAACAUAAUCUUUUUUGAUCCGGAAAUCCUGGCGGAAGACACCACCACGAUGUCUUAUACGUAUCCAGUAGACGGAGACAACGCUAAGGGCACGAUGAACGAUUGGUACGUGACGUAUGCCUUCGACGAGGACGGUCAGUUGGAAGUUUAUCUGAGCGACAGGAAAGAUGGUCUCCUGGCAGAAGAUAGCAAACUAAAGACGACUGACAAAUUUCCCAGUCACGUAUGGACGUUCUUGAAGACGCAAUCAGAGGAUAUAUAUGCUGAUGGAUUGUUCCUGGAGUUGUCUAUGGGCCCGGAUCAUCCAGAUGGUGUAAUCACAUUUCAAUACCCCAUCCCCGGAGACUCUAUUGCAGACAGUGACAUCGAAAUUGUCGCGAUGGGAGCAGCUGGAUUCGGUUAUAUCCUGCAACGGGCAAGCUACCCCGGUAGCGCUGCGGAGCUGAUAAAUGGGUUUUCAUUCCCGGAAUGCGUAAACACAGACAACUACAAGUAUACGGAUCUCGUGCAGAGUGAAAAUCCCUCCUGUCCUCAACCCAACACCGUCAGAGAGGUUAAAAGUAAAAUGCCUUACGGUAAAUAUCAUACUAAAGAGACGUGUCAAAGCGAUGGAUAUAGCUGUUGGGAUGAUACUCAUAGAACCUGUAAUGCAAAACAAAAUUUAGUUUGUAGUGUGUCGGAAGCUGAUGCGAAUGUAAUGACUACCGAUGAGCACAUAGAUGUGCACGUGAACAACGUUGGACCGUUUGUCGGAAUGGAACUGUCGGAGGGGGAUCGUGACAAAGUUAUCUUCUUGGGGGAAAGACUUGACUUUAUCUGUAAAGACAAAAAUGAUGGAGCCGAGUAUGUGUUCGAGUACGACCCGGAAAACUUCAAUGAUGAGUCUCAGUUUGGAUACGACACCAUCAGUUUCAGCUGCGUCAACGAUUACGCUAAAUUAUACACCGACUUCAAGGCUAUCUUUGAUGCCUUGAAAUGUGUCCCUAAGCCACAAGAUGAACCACAAGAUGAGCCACAAGAUGAGCCACAAGACGAUGGUAAUGAUGGUCACGAUGACGACUGCGCAAAAACAUUCAGUUGUGAAUAUUCGCAAGCUGCUAUCCUUACUAGCAGCUCAGCCAUCAUAAUUGUUCUCCUGGUAGUAGCAUUCUUUUAGAAUUUUCUAUCAAGUGAUCUUUUUGAUGAUCGCAGAUUGAAUAGAUAUUACAAAAGGAAACGAACCUGACUGAAUUAGAUUUAGAGCAUAUAAACUGUAUUAUACACUUUUCAAAGAAAAAGGGGAACUCAAACAAUAAAUGUAUUGCUUCGGCAUUCAGACAUUAAUAAAUUUGCAUGAUAUUAGUAUAGUUUAGAGCAAUAUUUUAAAUAUUUGGCCACAUGGCUAAAAGUAAACUUGGGUUUUUGUUUUUGAGCUCUUGUAUUUUUUUAUCAAUAAAAUUUCAAAUUGUUACACAGAUACAUCAUUUUAUUUCAAAGAAAAUAUCGCCGAAUGACCUUACAUGCCUUGACAAGUGACCGAGUGUAAACAAAAUUAGGGACACCGAAACACCAGUUGACCAGUAAACUGGUCAUAGCAAUUACAUCGGGCCUUAUAUGCACCUAUAAGUGAAGCGAUGCUGCAACCAAGGCAUGCUAGGUUUAUUCCAUUGAACUAAAAAGGUUACAGCCUAAAAUAUAGAUAUGAUAAAUAACAAUGUACCAUAAAUCAUAAUUAUAAACAUACUUUAUUGUACAUAUUUUAUUAAUCAUACUUUUUAUCAAUUUAUAUUUAGAUAAUAUAGUUACAUGAAAGAUAACGAAAACUUUCAAUUAUCAAAAUAUAUAAUAUCGUGAUCUAUAACAAGAGAUUAUAAUUACUGAUUAAGGAUUUGCAGCAUUUGUACGGGGUUGUAAUUAAGUACAAAAAAUAUAAUUCGUGAGAUUAAUGCCAGGAAUGCGCACAGAUCUUUAAUCAGUAAAAUGACAGUGAAAUUGUACUGAGGUGUUUAGUAUUGUAAAACUGCUCGAGGUUAUUCAUAAUUCGUCUUGAUAGUAAAGUAUUGUUUCGUUAUUGUUAUCAAAGUUUGUGUGUCUGAUCAUCGUGAAAGUUUA